Pseudozyma flocculosa PF-1 is the source of this 2436-nucleotide messenger RNA. RefSeq lists its product as uncharacterized. The record is from RefSeq and is a predicted model, not a curated record. NCBI's taxonomy places the organism in Eukaryota, Fungi, Basidiomycota, Ustilaginomycetes, Ustilaginales, Ustilaginaceae. The transcript has a single exon. The coding region runs from base 1 to 2436 and encodes 811 amino acids.
AUGACGAGCAACGUCGGCCAGGCCUCGGCCGCCGAGGCAGCUGCACCCUCGCGCCACACCUGGACUCCCGCCAGCGGAGAAGACCUCGAAAAGUGGCUCAAGAAGCACAAGCCCACAAGGACGGCGAACGACGACGACGGCGGCAGGGUCACGGUCGAGUCGCCCAACCUCGGGCGCAGCUCUUUGGUCAAGCACAACGACCCCGCGGCACGACAGCGCGUCCUCGAGCAGGCCUGCGCGGCCGUCGACAAGGCUGUCAAGGAGCACGAGCGCAUCAAGACCGACGACAGCAUCCCCGUCCGCACCUCAAAGGCCAAGGGCCAGUCGAAAAAGGUCCACCGCGAACAGGUCGAGCGCGAGCUGAGCAACGCCCUCAUCGAGUUUGGCACCUCGUCGCCCCAAUGGCUCGGCGGCAAGUGGAUGAGCCACGACAGGGAGCGCUUCGUCGACAGCAUGUUUGCCAAGCUGGCCAGGAGCGUCGUCUCGGGCCCGCUAUCGCAGCUCAAGGGCGGCCCCAUCGUCACCAAGGUCACCGCCGAGCACGUGCGCCACCUCGAGACCACGCGACCCAGGUCCGGCAGCACGUCCAAGAAGGGCCAGCACUAUCACCACGACGAUGACGACGACAACCGCGAGUUUCUCCUGUGCAUCCACUUUGAGAGCACCUGGAACAGCAGCCACGCAAAGGCGGUGUUCGAGGCCCUCGCCCGCGAGCACGGCGUCCUCCCCACGAGCUGCAAGGCCGACCUCUAUACCGAGGUCGGCAUCUCGUCCAAGCACCCCUGCGGCAUCCGCUCCACGGUCUUCUCCAGCAACGACUUCUACUCUAAGGCCGAGCAGUACGCCAUGAGGAAGGAGUACCACACUCGCUCGCGCGGAGAAGAGCCCGAGGAGCACAUCAUCCAGAGCGUCGCCCAUGGCGACGACAGCGGCGAGGAGGGCUUUGUCGAGGUCGGCGCCCCGCCGGUCGCGCGCGAAGUGCAGCCCGCUCAGCCUGUCGAGGCCAGCGAGCCUUCCGUUGCCCUCGUCGAGGAGCCCGAGGUCGUCAAGGAGCCCGAGAUUGUCGAGCGCCCGGCAGAUGAGCUACCGCGCGUCGAGGACGUGUCGCAGGAGCAGCCGAUCGGCGGCCCCGGCCCCGGCUUGGUCGAGGAGGCGCCUGCCGCGCUUCCCCCGACCGAGGGCAAGGACGACACCGCGCUUGGCGAAGCAAGCUCCAUCGAGACGCGUGACAGGCCGCGCUCGGCAAGCCCGUCGCCAGAGACCAUGAGGCCAGACGAGGGCGAAGAAGAUGAAGCUUCUUCUGCAGCGAGCCGCGAGGCGUCGGUGGUCAUGGGCGGAGAAGAGGGAGCCAAGACGUCGCUCCAGCCUCAAAUCUCGGCGCCCGGCAUGCAAGCGUCGCAGCUCGAGACGCAGAGCAGCGAGGAAGAGAUGGUGCUCGACCUGAGGCCGCCCUCGGCUCGCGCCGCGGCCGAGGCUUCCAUUCCCAAGGACGGCGAGCGCCAAAGCGAGACGCCUGCCGGCCAAGUUGAAGCCGGUCCUGGACUGGAACAGAAGCCGGCGCCCGUGAUCGAGGCCGAGGCGGUGGCGGCUGAGCCGGUCCACGAGGAAGCACCGGUCGUCGUCAAGGAGCAGGCCGAGGACCAGGUCGAGAAGCAGGCCCACGAGCAAGCCGAGGAGCAGGCAAGGGAGCAGGCCGGGGAGCAGGCAAGGGAGCAGGCCGGGGAGCAGGUCAGGGAGCAGGCUCCGGGCGAGGUGCGAGCCGAGCCAACCACCAGCAAGGAGCCGGCCGAGGCCCGCGCAGAAGAAGCUGCACCGGAGCGCGAGGGCGUCGAAGCCAAGGCCGGCCAAGAGACUGCGCAGGGCCUUGCUGCCGAGCCUGAGCCCGCACAGAACAAGACGGCCGAGGGAGAGAGCAAGGAGCCGGAAGCGACGACGACGACGGUCCAGGGCAAGAGCGGCGGCCCGACGGUCGAGGGCAAGAGCGACGGCCCGACGGUCGAGGAGGUGGCAGAAGAGCGGCCGAGCGGCGAUGGCGAGGUGACGGACGAGGCCAUCGAAAAGGGCGGACCUUUUGUCCCGCUGCCGCUCGGCAUCGUCGAGGAAGUCGAGCCGCCGCGCCUGGACGAGAGCCAGGACAUCCGGGUACUGGCGGCCGAGCACGCCGAGCAGCUGGCCCUUGGCUCGGACGAGGCAGCGGGAGAGGCUCCGGGCGAAGGCAAAGAGGCCAUCGAGGUGCCGCACCUGGUGCCGGAGAAGAGGAGUGCGGACGAUGUUGGCAGCGAGCUGAGCGGAGAGACAGCCGCCGACACGGGCGGCGACAGCAAGAACGGCGGCCGAAGCAAGAAGGCUCGCUCAUCGGACGAUGUCGAGCCCGAGGUCCUGGCAGCCAGCAAGGACGACGAUGCGAGCAGCGUCACGGCCACCGAGGCCAGCUAG